This is a messenger RNA of Daldinia vernicosa, 1798 nucleotides long. RefSeq names its product general substrate transporter. The record is from RefSeq and is a predicted model, not a curated record. The coding region runs from base 200 to 1795 and encodes 531 amino acids. Gene Ontology annotation, molecular function: carbohydrate:proton symporter activity. Gene Ontology annotation, cellular component: membrane. NCBI's taxonomy places the organism in Eukaryota, Fungi, Ascomycota, Sordariomycetes, Xylariales, Hypoxylaceae. Gene Ontology annotation, biological process: transmembrane transport; carbohydrate transport. The transcript is spliced from 4 exons.
GCAGCAUGCAUCUUUUAAAAGUAGGAUCUCGCCGCUCAUCUCGUCCGGCACUGCUUGUCUGUCCUUCUUCUCGCGUAUCGCAGAAGAUUCCCGGACGAUAGCAGCGUGCCUAUUCACGAUAAAAGAGAGCGUCGCGGACAAACAAGAGACGCCGAUAUAGGGAAUAGUGGUCUGGGAUUUAUCCCAUCUAUUGGCAAUCAUGCCGUCCUUAUUAAGGUAUAUCGUCAAAAAUGACGCCAUGAAAAAUGAUCCUAAGGAGAUCUAUGGAUGGAGGGUCUAUCUUCUGGCUUGUUCGGCUUGCUUCGGCGCUAUGUCUUUCGGUUGGGAUAGCGGUGUAAUCGGAGGUGUCAUUAAUCUUGACUCGUUUAUCACUGCAUAUGGUUUAGGGAGCAAAGACGACGUAGCGACUGCUAAUCUUCAAGGAAAUAUCGUUUCAGUGUUGCAAGCUGGAUGUUUUGUAGGCGCUCUCGUUGCUUACCCCUUAACGGAUAUCUAUGGUCGCAGGCCUUGCUUGAUGGGCGGUGCUCUAUUCACUCUUGUUGGUGUAGCUAUGCAGGCUUCUGCUUCUGGCCAUCUUGAGCCUAUGUAUAUUGGUCGAUUCAUCUCUGGUCUUGGUGUUGGUUGCUCUAGUGUCGUUAACCCAAUCUAUGUUACCGAAAAUGCGCCUCGAGCCAUCCGUGGUCUACUUACCGGGUUGUAUCAAAUGUUCAUCGUCACUGGUGGUAUGAUAGCAUUCUGGGGUAACUAUGCAGUCAGUAUACACUUAAGCGGUCCUGCGCAGUACAUUGUGCCACUUUCGAUUCAAGGGUUACCCCCUCUACUGCUCUUCUCCCUUAUGGCUAUCUGCAAUGAGUCGCCGCGUUAUCUUGCUCGCAAGGAUCGUUGGGAGGAGGCGAAGGCGGUGCUCACACGGAUCCGACAUCUCGCGCCUGACCAUCCCUACCUACAAGAUGAAUUCCGGGAGAUCGCCGAUCAACUUGAGUACGAGCGAAGUCUGAUUGGUGACGCUGGUUUCUGGACGUUGCAGAGGGAGAUGUGGACGAUCCCCACAAACCGUAAGCGGGCUAUCUUGAGCAUCGUGCUCAUGAUAUGCCAACAGAUGACGGGCACCAACGCCAUCAACACAUAUGCGCCGCAGAUUUUCAAGAAUCUUGGCAUCACGGGAACCUCCAACUCGUUACUCAGUACUGGAGUUUACGGCAUUGUUAAGGUCGUAGCGUGCGCCCUGUUUUUGUUGUUCAUGGCCGACUCCCUUGGCCGCCGCCGCUCGCUACUGGUCUCCUCCGUCGGACAGGCUUUUUGUAUGUUCUAUAUUGGCUUAUAUGUACGCAUCUCGCCGCCUGUCGACGGAGAGCCUGUGCCAGGCGCCGGCUAUUUCGCGCUGGUCUGCAUCUUCGUUUUCGCCGCCUUUUUCCAGUUCGGAUGGGGCCCCGCCUGCUGGAUUCUAGUCUCAGAGAUCCCGGCUGCCCGCUUGCGACCUAUGAACGUCGCACUGGGAGCUGCCACGCAAUGGCUGUUUAACUUUGUGGUGGCUCGCGCUGUGCCUAAUAUGCUGGCUACUGUCGGCGAGCACGGAUACGGUACCUACCUAAUCUUCGGUAGUUUCUGCGUGUGCAUGUUCUUCUUCGUCUGGUUUUUCAUCCCUGAAACUAAGGGUGUUUCGCUCGAGCACAUGGAUCAGCUUUUUGGGGUUUCCGAAGAAGAAAGGCUAGAUGUAACCGAGGGUACGAAGCGAGAUAUGUCCAAGGUCGAAGCUGAGGAGCAUUCCAACCGGUCGGACAACAAAAGCGUAUAGAGG